UGCUGCAAGAGGAGGCGAGCCUAUCGUUACAUAGGCUGCUUCCUUCUUUUUAUUAACGAUUUGUCUUAUUUAUCAGCAUUGUUUACUUCUUCCCGGACCGGACGAUACCUGUAUAUCCUCCUUUCAUCCAGCAGCACUUUCGUUAAUUCGUGCUUUGCCCCUAUAUUCCCCUUUAAAGUCAUAAGCCUAUGUAACCAGGCAUUGAAUCAAGCUACGUAUUUUUUAUGUAUUGAUCUGCCCUUUUAAUGUAUAUUUAAUUUUAGUGCAAUUUUUUAUCUCCUUCACCGGUCACCUCCCCUUUAUCUGAUCAUGAGGCUGUGCAGGUAUCUUCUGAAAAACACCAUCCCCAAUCAGAUUGAAUAUUAUUCCAAGUACUCUCCUUCACCCCUCUCCAUCAAGCAGUUUUUGGAUUUUGGACGCAACAAUGCUUGUGAAAAGACAUCAUACCUCUUUCUGCGUAAGGAAUUGCCUGUGCGGCUUGCAAACACCCUCAAAGAAGUGAACCUAUUGCCUGAAAGCCUACUGCAAAGGCCAUCUGUGAAGUUGGUGCGGUCCUGGUAUAUGCAGAGCUUCCUUCAGCUUUUAGAAUAUGAGCAUAAAAGCCCUGAUGAUCCCCAUGUCCUGUACGACUUUUUAAAUCUUCUUAUUCAAGUGAGAAAUAGACACAAUGAUGUCGUUCCCACCAUGGCCCAAGGAGUAAUAGAAUAUAAAGAGAAAUAUGGAUUUGACCCCUUUGUCAGCAGUAACAUUCAGUACUUUUUGGACAGAUUCUACACAAAUAGGAUCUCUUUUCGAAUGCUCAUCAACCAGCACACUUUGCUCUUUGGAGGGGACAUCAAUCCUGCUCAUCCCAAACACAUUGGUAGCAUUGAUCCUACCUGCAAUGUACCAGAAGUAGUGAAGGAUGCCUAUGAAACGGCAAAGAUGCUGUGUGAACAAUACUACCUGACUGCACCUGAGCUCAAAAUCGAAGAGUUUAAUGCUAAAGCCCCUGGUAGACCCCUUCAGGUAGUCUAUGUGCCUUCUCAUCUAUUUCACAUGCUGUUUGAACUCUUUAAGAACUCAAUGAGAGCAACUGUUGAGCUGCAUGAGGACAGAAUGGAAAGUCUGCCACCCAUAAGGACCUUGGUCACAAUGGGGAAAGAAGAUUUGUCUAUAAAGAUAAGUGAUCAAGGUGGAGGGGUGCCAUUAAGAAAGAUUGACCGUUUGUUUAAUUACAUGUACUCAACUGCCCCCAAGCCCAGCCUGGAGCCGAGCCGGGCAGUUCCUUUGGCAGGAUUUGGGUAUGGUCUGCCGAUUUCUCGGCUAUAUGCUCGAUAUUUCCAAGGAGAUCUCAAACUCUACUCCAUGGAAGGUGUAGGAACUGAUGCCGUGAUCUACCUGAAGGCUGUUUCAGGUGAAUCUUUUGAAAGGCUCCCUGUGUUCAACAAAUCGGCUUGGCGACAUUAUAAGAAUGCAGCCGAAGCAGAUGACUGGAGCAAUCCGAGCAGAGAGCCGAGGGAUGCCUCCAAAUAUAAGGCUAACUAGUACCGCAACUGCUGCCGGCACCUAGAACACGCUCGUUAUAUGCAAGGGAUUAGCUGGCAUUGUGCAACGAUGCCACAAUUAGAUAUGGGAUCUUAAUGGAUAUUUAUUUAGAAUAAUAUAGGUGGAGGUGUGCUAGUUUUGGGACUUUACCUACAACCUUCACUUCUCAUCAGGGACCCUGCUUAUAAGUUCCUGUGUAUAAUCUAUGCUUAGUUCUGUUUGGC
This is a messenger RNA of Spea bombifrons (plains spadefoot toad), 1751 nucleotides long. It is a transcript of the gene PDK3, whose product is annotated as pyruvate dehydrogenase kinase 3. Gene Ontology annotation, biological process: protein phosphorylation; regulation of glucose metabolic process. The coding region runs from base 310 to 1527 and encodes 405 amino acids. Gene Ontology annotation, molecular function: pyruvate dehydrogenase (acetyl-transferring) kinase activity. Gene Ontology annotation, cellular component: mitochondrion. The record is from RefSeq and is a predicted model, not a curated record. Lineage: Eukaryota; Metazoa; Chordata; Amphibia; Anura; Pelobatidae. The transcript has 11 exons.